Peronospora farinosa is the source of this 954-nucleotide messenger RNA. NCBI's taxonomy places the organism in Eukaryota, Oomycota, Peronosporomycetes, Peronosporales, Peronosporaceae. The record is from the annotation of a GenBank genome assembly.
AUGGGUCCGUGGCAGCGGACGCUCAAGCAGACGCUACAAUUUACGGGUGUGGGGUUGCAUUCCGGUGAAAAAGUGGUGAUCCGUGUACAUCCAGCUCCUGUAAACUCGGGUAUUGUUUUUCAUAUAGGUGACCGAAGUCGUGCAAUUCCAGCUUUGAUCGAGAACGUCAGUAGCAACAGUCAAUUGUGCACACAACUUAUUGGUGCCAAUGGCUCGAUCGUAUCGACUAGUGAGCACUUAAUGGCAGCGCUAGUGGCGUCUCGAAUCACGAAUGCUUUUAUUGAGCAUGAAAAUGUCAAGAGCCAGAAGUUUUGUGUUGAAGUACCGAUCUUGGACGGGAGUAGUAUCGAGUACGUGGAGGAAAUUCGACGUGUGGGUAUUGAAGAACAGGAAGGCGCACGUCUUACUUAUCUCUGCAUUAUGCGACCAGUACAAGUCAUUAAGCAGGACAAAGCAGCGUGGUUUCUUCCUUUGCCAAAAGAUCUCCGUAGCUCGUCUUUGUCCUUGCAAAUUCCGACGCUCCAUAUGUCGGUGCAAGUAAAUUUUGAACACGAACAGCUGGGCACGACGUUCUGUCGUUUUGCAUUGGGAUCGGACCCGGAUUUGACGAUGAAUGCUUUUUAUCAAGAGAUUGCAUCGGCUAGGACUUUUACGUUUGAAAAGGAGAUUGAGUGGAUGCAAACCCAUGGAUUGGCACGUGGUGGGUCGCUUGAUAAUGCCGUCGUGUUUUCUAAAAAUGAACAGGCUACUACAGCAACUGUUCGGAAUGCAGAAGGACUGCGGUUUCGUGACGAAUGGACACGUCACAAGAUGCUGGACUGCAUUGGCGAUAUAGGCCUUGCAGGUUACCCCCUACAUGGCUACUUCUUUGCUACAAGUCCGGGCCAUGCACUGAUCCAUGAGUUGCUCCACGAGUUGUUUAAAGACCCUCAAAAUUACGCGAAAAUUUCGUAA